This is a messenger RNA of Zingiber officinale, 795 nucleotides long. RefSeq lists its product as uncharacterized. The transcript is spliced from 2 exons. The record is from RefSeq and is a predicted model, not a curated record. The coding region runs from base 1 to 795 and encodes 264 amino acids. Lineage: Eukaryota; Viridiplantae; Streptophyta; Magnoliopsida; Zingiberales; Zingiberaceae.
AUGUCUCAUUUCAUUUGUAAUUACGAUUGUCUACUUUCUUCUGAUGAUGAGUUGGAAACAAUUGUAACUGCCUUUUUAAUUGAAGAUUCAUUAGAUGAUGAAGAAGGUUCGCGAUCACAGAUCAUUCCCGGCAAGCAACGACGUGUGUUUAUUAGGAGAAAUCCUUUGGAGGGUCACAUACGUCUCUUCAAUGACUACUUUGCCGAUCCAUCGAUAUAUCCUCCUAAUAUAUUCAGGAGGAGGUUUCAAAUGAAUCGUGACAUCUUUCUUCGAAUUCUUAACAAUGUGGAGAAUCAUGAAUCAUACUUCGUUCAAAGAAGAAAUGCUGUUGGAACUCUUGGGCUUUCUUCUUUACAAAAGGUGACUGCCGCCUUGAGGAUCCUAGCUUAUGGAGUUGGAGCUGAUCUCAUGGAUGAGUAUGUAAGAAUUGGAGAAACCACAGUCAUAAAGAGCAUGAAACUUUUUGCCAAAGCGGUAAUCUCAAUCUUUGGAGAUGAGUACUUGCAGUCUCCAAAUAACAAUGGCAUUGCUAGAUUGCUAGCAGUCGGUGAGAAACGGGGAUUUCCAGGUCGUAAAAGGCAAUUGUUUGCAUCAGCUCAAGAAUCUACAAGGAAGGAUGUCGAGCGAGCAUUUGGAGUUCUACAGGCACGAUUUGCAAUUGUUCGUGGACCAGCACGAUAUUUUUGUCAAUCUGAACUAAAAGAUAUUAUGAUGGCGUGCAUAAUAUUACACAACAUGAUCGUUGAGGAUGAAAGAAAUUCUUACCUUAGAGCACAUGACUUUGAUUAUGACUAA